AUGCGUCCAACUUCUCCCUUCCAUCAAGUCAAUGAGCUCUCGCUUAUUUGCUCCCAAUCUUGGGGCCACGGUUCUCCUGAUCGUUUGGACCAAGAGCUAUCUUUAGGAGCUGACCCCAACAAUCAGCCAGAGAGAGCUCAUGAGUUACUCUCUUCUGUUGAGCCACUUUGGGAUGCUCGAGAUCCACCACCACAGUUUGAACUGUAUGGAGAGCAGUUUCAGCCUCCUCUUUACUGUGCUGCCAACACAUUCUCCAGCAAGCCAGUGUUCAAGAAUGAAAGACUGCGAAUGAUUCUUUCGCUUCUUCGGCAUGGAUCCAACCCUUUUCUUGAAUUUCCGCAAGCUCUACGCAGUCCCAGACAUUCCUCUGGAAGCAGAGCGUCGUUCCCUGGUGAGGACCCUACACGAACUCCAGUCGCAGACUACCCCCUUGAAGUCAGUAGUCUUGAGUCGUUGAAAGACUAUGAUCUUGACCAUCCGCACUUUUCGGAUGACGAGUGGGACGAUGAGAAACCAACGCCUGUUUGGGGGGCUCGGCAUCUUGUACAUGCCAUCAUCGAGGACGGGAUUUGGCUCAAGCCUUUGAUGGACUAUCCCGGCUUUCUGGAAUCUUUAGACCUUGAACAUCGUGAUCCCCAAGGACGUACACCCCUGCUCAGUGCGUGUCGAAGUGCAGCUGGAGCCGACAUACUUGCUGGGACCGCUUUGGUGGAUGUUGAUUGGAGAGUGGAAAAAGGAGAAGCAGGCCAGAAGUUCUUUCCAAGUUGGGAUCGGUUUUUGGGGCCGAGUGAGUCAGAUUUCUCGGAGCCAGGCUCGGAAUCUUUGAUUGAGGUAUUUCUCCGGCUUGGAGCGGACCCUCUCGCGGUAGACAAUCAAGGCAAAAACGCAUUGCAUCACCUCCUCGUCGAAGUCAGUAAUAAUCGAGAUGCGGAUUCACCUAUAGUUCGGCGUUCUUUACGCAUCUUUUCGUCGAGAUACCAGUCUUUGGUCGAGCAACCUGACCACGAUGGAACAUAUCCACUACAUGCAGCUCUUCGGCGGAUGCGCCUCCACCCCUUAGCCGAAAGCGAUGACCCCGUUGCCAAGGGAGAGCCUCUUGGGUGUGUCGAGGAUAUUAUAAGAGCUGGUGCUGAUCCUCGAGCCAAAGACAGAAAGGGAAACACCGCGCUGCAUUACUUAGCUGAUGACGAUUUGACUGCCGAAUGGUACGGGGCAGGAAAGCGACAACUGUUUCAUGACCUGUUAAAGAUAGCGUUUUGCGGUGAUAUAAAUAUGCGAAACAACGCCGGGAAGACUGUGGCAGAGCUCAUAUUGGACGAUAAUGGCCAUAUGGGCGAAGAUAAGUAA
Messenger RNA from Fusarium tjaetaba, 1347 nucleotides. Its product is annotated as killer toxin alpha beta. The record is from RefSeq and is a predicted model, not a curated record. The transcript has a single exon. NCBI's taxonomy places the organism in Eukaryota, Fungi, Ascomycota, Sordariomycetes, Hypocreales, Nectriaceae. Bases 1 to 1347 code for a protein of 448 amino acids.